AUUACUCAUUACUCAAUAUACAGAUUUCAUAUUCCACUCCAUUUCAUCUUCUUCUUUAUAUUUGUUUACCUUGAGUUUUUAAUAGUCUCCAUACGCAUAAUUGAUACCCCUCAUUAUAUUCAUUUAUCUACAAAAAAUAAUAAUAAGUCGUGUGCGUUUUUAUUCAAUAGGUUGCAGAAUUGUGAUUCCGUAACAGUUUUACUUUAGUUUUUAUACUAGUCCUCUUCUGAAUCUUACAUAUUUGUAACUUGUUCAGUUUUUUAUCUUUGUUUAUCUGUCUAGUUUUGUUUUCCAAACCAGGGACUGAGAUGUUAUGUCAAGUUCCAAGCAAAACUAGAAAAACAUGCUUAAUGUGCAUAUGAAUUUUGAUCCCAGGCAGAUUUAUACCAAGGUAACAAAACUUUGAAACUUACACAUCUUUCAGUAUACUGAAAAUUUGUGACCUUUGCUCUUCACUCAACAUUUCUGGAAAAACAACUCGAAAUCUGACCCGAAGGUCUCCUCUCUGAUGAUCACCUUUUUGACCAUCCUUGUAUUUAGGCAUGCCUUGUCCAGGGAUAGUUUUCUCAAACCCGGGAUAGAUGAUCUCAUCUUCCAUGUUUAAAGUCACCACAUCCUUUCCUCCUAAUGUGGGUACCUGUACAAUACAUCCUGUGAGAGCUUGGACUAAAGGGACUUCAACCCCUAACUCCAAAUCAUCUCCUUCUCUCUUGAACAACGGGUGCUUCUUCUCCUCGAUCAGAAAGAUAAUGUCUUCUGGGAGGGUUCCUCCUCUCUCGUCGCCCUUGCUUUCGAAUGUAAUCUUCGUUCCUCUUCUCCACCCCGGCUUCACCUUGAUUGUCACAUAUUCCUCUUCUUGAAAAAUUAGCCUGCCACACAAAACUGUUAAAUCCAUAUACAUAGUCACAUUAUAUGAACUCGUAUUACUCCUAUAAAACUUUCCUUUUAGAAUAUGGAAUAUAUAUGAGCAUUCUAUACAAUUUAGUCUUAAAGAGAGCGAAAAUUCAAUUCUACUCACAUAGAAACAGUUCAGGAUCACACUUAUACUAUUUAGCCAUAGGUAUUGGUUCUUCGAAAAGGUGUCACACCCCAUCGAAUGAGUCGUACCACUCGAGCCCAACAGAAUGUUUGGAAUAGGUUAAUCAUGGUGACUUAAGUUAACAAGGUGGGCUCCUACUUGGUAGAUUAAGGAGCCCUCUCAUUUUGAGAGAUAACUUCCAAAACAAGUGACCAAAAGGGGUCAAAAGACAUCAUCCCACCCCAGUCAGUAUCAAAAUGUAAAAAAUUCUCGAUUACUCGUAUUAUCUUAAUAUGAUAUUAGAGAAAAUAAACCUCGAGCAAUUAUAUUCUGAUAAGUCUCGAUUACGGGCACAAACUUUUAGAUAUAAAAAAGAAAUUAUCUAUAAAACUUUGUACUGCUCCUAUUAGGUUGACUUCGAGAUUGUGUAUAUGGAUGUACCCUGCAUUUGAGUCGAUUUCCCUUGUGAUUCUGACCUCUUUGGUACAUCCAAAGCAAAGCUCCUCAAGGGUGCAUUCAAGCUUCUUCUCCAAAGGUGGUGGCUUUCUCCAUGCCGCGGCCAUAUUUAUAUUUCUUUGGCUCAACGUUUUCGAAAGAAAAGCCGUGGGGCUGGUGGUGCUAGAAACAGAGGCUGAUCUCUGCAUAUGUGCAUACAAAUCUAUAGGAUUAGGCCGUCCUGCGCUGGAGCUUUUCGACAAUGUCGGGGCGACCCGGCUUGUCGUCCUAGACAAUAGCUUUGGGCUUGAAAUCACAAAUUCUUCUUCUUUAUCCUUUUCCUCACGUGUUUUCUUGUCCCGGCCUGGGGUGGUUUCUCCAUCUCUCUGUCGUUGACUUCUAACAAUACUCUGAGGAAUUCAUGAGAAAGAACAUUAAUUUUGUCAAAUGAAUGCAUGGAAAUGGUGGGAUUAAUGUUUCUGUAACAUAAACAUUACCGGGUACGAGUCAUGAAUGGAAACGAAAUUGGAUUGAUGGCGGUGAGAUGUUCUCUGUUUGUUGGUUCUAUCGGCCGGGUGCAAUUUUCUUGAGAAUGCCUUGUAGAUUUCUGCAAGGGAGGUGACUUUAGAGAUGAUACCAAACAGUUUGUAUGAAUGUGAUGGUUUUGCCGAAUUUUGAGAUUGUUGUCCCAUAAGUGAGACGAAGAUGUUUUGUGGGUGGGAGAAGAUUUACAGAUUGUGUUUGAGGAAAAGAGAGAACUGGGAUGACAACUCCAGGUCCAGGAUCGGAGGGGGUUUCAGGGUGAGCCUUGAAAGCUUUGGAACGUUGAAAUGUCAUUAAUGCCUCUUUAAUUAAUUAAAUAAUUAAUUUCUUUAAAUAAGUGCUUCUCAAAUCAUCUGUUUUGAGAACUUAUCUUUUCUUUUUCUUUUUGGAAGAAGAAUUUUAUCUUUAUAUAUGAAAAGAUUGGCGUAAAAACUAAACGCCAACCCCUAAAAAACCGGUCAGGGACCAGUGAAUGAAGAUGAGGUGCAAAUGUUGGAUUAUUCAUGAAUAAUCAAAAGGUAGGACUAUUAUAAGAAGACCGCUAAAAGGUUGGAUUAUUAGUUUCCAUUUUGCCCCCUAAACAAUAGGUUUAUUAGUUUUUUUGUUUUGACUAUUUGAAAUAAAAAGUAAGUGAAAAUGUCAAUUAGCUAAACACACCUGUUAGCUUUUUAUCUGGUCAAAAGGUCAAAUAAUAGUCAAAUCACAUAAAAAUGCCUCAAAGCUCUUAACCAAACCUCCAAAGUCAUUACGUUUGUUUCCGAAAAAAAAAAGUUAUUACGUUCGUACUUCGUAGUACUUGAAUUCAUAUUACAUAAACUUAACCAAACAUAGAAAUGUAAAGAAAAUUUCAAGGUAACGAUGUGUGCCACCUUGAAUUUGAAAGAAAUGUAAAGAAAAUUUCAAGAUAAUCAAAUCUUAGGAAGAUUAUAUUCUUAAUGUCAAUUAUCCCUACAAGAUAAUUCAUAAAUUUCAAUUGAAAGAGAGUAACUAAGUGCCACGUUUAUGCUAGUCUUAGAUAUGUAAUGAAAUCUCUUUUUAUUUAUAAUUAUUGUUUCAAUAAUUCAAUUGUAAUAUUGUUAGGUCACUUUCUUGUAUAUUGCCCUGAAAUCAUGAAGCUAUUGAGUCCCACAUAGCACUACAUUAGUUCCAAAUAUAAAAAGACGCUACAGCCUGCAGAGCAAAAUAUACACUCAUAAGAUGAGAACAAUUCAUCCAAGAUCCUAAUUAAUGAAUCAUUUCAAGGCAAAAAAUGUGCAAAAUUUCAACUGCCAAUAUACCAAUUAAAUUAUGCCUGUAGAUUGAAACAUACAUAGUAGAUUGUAGUAACUAACAUAGAAAUUUAAGAUAUACAACACGUGACUUCUUCAUUUUCACAAAAGCUAUUGAACUAAUCAUUUGACUUGUGUGUGUGUUUUUCUACAAAAACUAUGAUCCGAGAGGGGAGGAUGUAUAAAACAUAAAUCAAUUGAUACAAACUCACACCUAUCAAACUAAACUACAUGUUCAUACAAAUCUAAUAAGCAAACCGGUGAAAGCCUAAUGACCUGGUCAUAAAUAUCCUUAAGUAGUAUCACUAAUCAGUAAUACUUAAACAUAACAAUUUUUAUGAUUUACAUUCUCCGCUGCGAAAUGUAAAUUCUAAGGGGAUUAAUAAAUAGAUUAGUAACAACCAUAACAACUCUUAAAGAAAAUUAACAUCAAAAUGAAGGGACUCUACAAAUACUUUUGGAUAGCACGUAUCAAAGAUAAAGAAUUCCAAUUAAAAAAUAUAAAGCAAACAAAAAGUCAUGGUAUUAUUAGAACUUAAGUAAUCGGCUUAAUUAUAUUAGUCAUAAAGUAUGAAAUGGCAAUUGAAUUCAAAUGCAAUGCCUAGAAUUGGGUUUAAUGCACCAAACCCCCCUGUGAUUUGGAAAUUCGGCACAUUAGCCCCCUGUGAUUUAAAAAAUGCGUCAAACCCCCCCUGUGUUUUAAUUAAUCAUGCGCCAAAUCCCUUAUGUGAACAAAUUCAAUUGUCAAAUAAAAGAAAAAUGAUUAACAUUUUUGUAUGAUUCAGAGAUUUUGACAUAUUUAUUUGCAUAUUCAAUCAAAAUAUUAGGAAAAGUGAUUUUCAAAUCGUUAAAUUUAUUCAUAAAGGGGGUUCUGUGCAUGAUUAAUUAAAACACAAGGGAGUUUGACGCAUUUUUUAAAUCACAGGGGGCUAAUGCGCCGAAUUUCCAAAUCACAGGGGUUUGGUGCAUUAAACCCGCCUAGAAUUGAAAGUAAUUAAAAAUUCCGACAUUUGUGAAAUAUUCUCUCUCAAAUUCUGCAUUUGGAUUUAUCGGUUCCUUGCACGUGUCUAUCUUACCCUUACCCUUGGAUGGACAAAAAGAAACAAAGUUUGCAAUUAUAGAAAAACUUUAAUGGUUGAAAUCUCCAAACAUUUCCUAAUUUAAGAAAACGUAUCAUACCUUAUUAUUGUAUUAAAUAAUAAUCGUCUCUGAUUUUAGCUAAAAGCCUAAAACCCAGGUUUAGAAUUUCUUUUAAAAACUGUAUCAGGUCAUAUUCAGACAAUACCGUAUACAUCGACAAACUAAAUUUUGUUUAAUCGUAUCAACCUAUCAUCACUAAAAUGGUUAAUCGUAUCUACUUAUCCAAUUUCCUAUGAAAUGUUGUCAAUGAAUUUCACAAAUUUAACAUCUAUAGAUCGAAUAUGAUAUACUCAACGAGCCUAGUAAUUAAGCUACUUAGCUCUUUGAUCAAACUAAACCAAAUUGAAAAUGAUUAAACCAACAUAUGCACAUACGGAGUAUUACAUUACAUCGAUUUUUUUAGAGUUACAUUACAUCAAAUACAGACAAUAAAUUAAAUAAAUCCAAUAUCAAAUGUUUAUCAGAUCGAAUUAGAUAGUGACAGUCCAUAAAACAAGAAUAUACCUUAAUAGAUUGUACCAAACCAGAAAAAUUGAAGUCUACUGAAUAUAUUUUAAAGAGCAUUUUCACACUACUCAAAAUGAAACAUUUAAUCAAACAUAUAUGAACUUCUAACAUUCACAACCAUAACAACAAUAAUACUUAUAAGGAAAAUUAUUAAUUUGGUCUUUAUACUAUCACGAAACUUCAAUUAAAUCAACAUACUUAAAAAAAAUCACUCAUAUCUCCGAACUUUUAAACAACGUUUAAUUGAGCUCAUUAACGGAUUACUUGUCAUGUCAGCAAGUCACUUGAUAACAUGGCACACAAGUGGCAGCCCAAUCACCAGCACAACAACUUUGAUGACUUUGUGGGAGAUAUGAGUGUGUUAAAGACUCAUCACUAAUAGAUAGAUCGAAUUACCACAUGUGUGCCACAUCAACGAAUGACCUGUCUCGUUACUCGUUACAUUGACUCAAUUAAACAUUUUACCAAAGUUUGAUAUUUUGAUUCAGUUUUUUAAAAGUACCAUAACACAAUUAUUAGCAUUUUUGUGAUAGUACGAGUACUUAUAAUUAUAAUGAUGAUGAUGAUCGGUAUUAUUAUUAUCUCUUUAUUUGCCCACGGAUAUGAUUUGUAAAUUGUAAAUGUAACGAGUAACGAGGCAGCAAUUAAGCAAAAACAAAGUACUCCGUCUGAAUCAAAGCUGGCUAGCCGGCCUGGACUAGCUAGGUCAACAUUUCUGUCUGUCUAUACUUCCUCGUCAAACAGCAAUCUUGAAUUCAACCCUCUUCUUAAUUUUUCAUGCUUUUCGUCUCCCAUAUAGAAUGGAUGUCCAUCUUUUACCUUUAAAAGCCUAAGCUACCAUAGCCUAGCUCCUCCCUCAUCAAUAUUCUGAUCACUUUAAAUUUAAAAUAGAUUUUUUUUGUCAUGAAGCGCAAAAGAUUUGGUCAAAUUAUAUACGUAGUACAUCAAAGUACACCCUAAUAAGAUAACAAUCAAACUCAAUAACUAAAAAAUCAAAACUUUAAAAAAUAAAAUAAGAUAUGAAUUUUUUUAAUUGUACUGAAAUUUUACUGUCUAUUCUCUCUGAAUUGGACUCUUAAUGUUUAGUUUAUUUGUAUGUAAUUCAUACAUGGUUCAAUUGUAGUCUAAUCUAGUCCGAUCUGGUUUGAUUUAGUCUAAAGGUAUGUUUGACACAAUUAACUGAAAAGAUACUUUUAUGAGUGUUUUUAUUAAUUGUUAGCUUUUAAUAACUGAAAAGAUCUUAAAUAGAAAAUAUGGUAGCUGUUUGUAAAAGGUUGACUAUUUGAUUUAGUUUUGUUUGAUAUACAAGCUAUUAGGCCUAUAAAAGGUUGACUAUUUGAUUUAGUUCUGUAAAAAGUUGACUAUAAAAGUCAUGAGCUUUUAAUUUUCUAAAAACUCUUAAAAAUUGUCAUGUCAAACAUAAACUAUAAGUUUUUAGAAACUUUUUAAAAAGUACUAAAGUUAGAAGGUAAAAACUUAUGUCUGCCAUGCAAUAAGGGAGUUAAAAUAUCCCUAUCUUUUUUUUUGUAAUUGCUUCAUAAGUCAUACGGUAACAAACUACUGGUUUUGAUUUUUCAAAACAAACACAUUAAAAAUUCGCAUAGCUAGGGAUCUACGGAAGAGCUAGUAGAACUUAUAAGCUAGAGUGCCUAGCUAGUUAGCAGGGUUACCCUAGAGGCUACUGAAUUACACCAAACUGGCCUGAACUGAUCUUGCACAGAAUUUAAAGUCCUUCAACAUCCAUCUUCUUUAAGUCAUCUUCUGAUAGAUUUACUCCAUCUCCCACAACAGCUUACCUACCUGCACCUACAGCUAAAAGGAUGGUAACUAUGAUAUCUGUGUCCAAUCUAUGUCCCACAAAAUUUAUGAAGGAGAUUCUUUAUGUUUUUCAAAUUCUUUCAGCCUAAAUAAUUUAGGUAGUCCCUUCAGGCCCCCACCUGAAAGAAAGAAGUGUAGUUCAGAACAAGAUGUAUAAAAACAUUGCUUCUCCAAACAUGCCUUGAAAAGAUAUACUCCGUAUAUGUACUACUCCGUAAAUAGCAAGAAACCCUAACAAAAAAUUUAAAAAAAUGAUUUUUGAGAAUUGGGUUGUCGAGAACGAUCAAAAUAAAUUAAGAGCUACGUAGUAAUAAAUUAACAAUAAGCUUGAAAAAACGGAUCAAGAAUCAGAAUGCUUGAAAAACGGUGAACGGAAAAUCAAGAAUCUGCCGGCUGCCGGCUGCCGGCUGCCGGCCGCCGGCCGACACUCGUGUGUCGCUUGAAUAGAAAGAUAGAUAUAUAGAUUGAGAGGAAUGAAGCCUGGUCCGAUGCCAUCACUCCAUCAUCAUCAUCAUCGUCAUUCAUCAUCACCAAUCCAUAUAGAUAUACAUAAUGUGUAUAGAUAUAUCUAUACCAUUAUAGCAAAACUUUGCAAAAAGAAAAGAGAUGUGAUGAAUAGUGAAGUGAUGUAAAUGAUGAGUAACCGCGCAUCGAGCCAGCCAACAUUCCCCUCAACUUUUAUAUCUCCGCCGCCGUCAACUGAACUGGUCAAUAUUUCAUGGAUCUGCAGGUUUUACUGAUAUACAGAAACAAACCCUAAAAAUGGCCCUUGCCGGCCUCCCGGAGAAGGAGGGCUGCGAAGAGGCAGCUUUAGAAUUGAAGCCUUUUCUGUGAUUUAGGUUUAUUGGAUAUGUAUGUAUAUACAAGAGAGAAAGUGAACUAUCUUGUAAUCUAUAGCUGCGU
Cuscuta epithymum is the source of this 7632-nucleotide messenger RNA. The record is from the annotation of a GenBank genome assembly. NCBI's taxonomy places the organism in Eukaryota, Viridiplantae, Streptophyta, Magnoliopsida, Solanales, Convolvulaceae.